Messenger RNA from Elaeis guineensis (African oil palm), 978 nucleotides. RefSeq lists its product as uncharacterized. The record is from RefSeq and is a predicted model, not a curated record. Lineage: Eukaryota; Viridiplantae; Streptophyta; Magnoliopsida; Arecales; Arecaceae.
AUGAACACCCUUCGCUUCUUCCCUCAAGGAGAAAAGAACUGUUACCUUUUGCCAGGCCGAGGCCAGAGCAGGGUGCUCCUUCGUGCCGGGUUCUACUACGGGAACUACGAUGCUACCUCCAAGCCCCCCACGUUUGACCUCCAGUUCGAUGGCCAUCAGUGGGCGACCGUUGCGACUUCUCUCGAUGAGGAUCCCAUCUACCAUGAAGUGGUUUAUAAACCCAAUGGAGGUAGCAUCAGUGUCUGCCUUGUGAGGAGAGGAGCUGAUGGUGGGAUUCCCUUCAUUUCUUCUCUUCAAGUCACGCCAUUUCCAGCAGAUAUAUAUAGAGAGAUGGAUGAGAACAUGGGAUUCUAUCUACGGAGCAGAGCCGACUUUGGAGGUUUCACUGACAUCAGGAUUGGUGUUGGUAUGGAUGAGAAGUUUAACAGAAUUUGGAAAGCAAAAGGAAUGCCAAAUUAUCCGAAUGCAUCUAGCAUCCCACCAAAAAUCUCAAUUACUGCUGAGAAUUACCUUCCUUUCUGGGUCAUAAACACAGCUAUAACAGCAUCAAAUUCUUUAGAGUCCCUUGUUUUGCUAAUUGAGCUUCCACCGAUCAACCAGAGAGCUUACAUCAUAUUAUAUUUCAUGGAGGUGGUCCCUAUCUCAGAUGCCAUCAUUGGCAGGAAUUUCGCAAUUUAUAUAAAUGGUCAGGCAAGUAACCACACCAUACAGCUCAAAAAUGACUCCUGCCAAGUGGUGUCUUUCUACACAAAUGAGUUCUCAGGCCCUGCCAAUUUGACAUUAUCUCCACUGGAGGGUUCUAUAUUACCUCCCAUCAUCAAUGCCAUGGAGGUAUUCACUACAAUCAACUUGGAUCAGCAAGCGGGAGGUCCAAGUGGCAACCACUUCAAUCCGUUCGGUAUGAGUAAUAGUGAACCAUCUUCAAUGCUUCUAAUACCGGCAAUCUUUAUUCUUGAUGUUGUUACUUUAUUUUUGUAA